AUGCCGUCCAAAUGCUUCAACUGCAAGGAGGCUGGCCAUCAAGCCCGUGACUGUCCACUGCCACCGAUCGCCGGACGCGGCGAGGGCAAGCGUGGUCGCUCCCCUGUUCACAUCGCAGGGUUUGCUCGGGGCGCCCGCCGUCGCCGGGCCUCACACUCCUGUCGUCGAGCCUCGUCUGCGGACACUGCGUCUGCCCGUUCGGUCUCCACCGAUCGUGAUCCCUCCGUUCCGCCGGUCUACGAGCCACCGACGCCGGACCACCCCGGUGAUGGGUUUGCGGACGCGCCGGCAGUGGAUGCUCGGGUGGAGCAGGGUGCCCACGGCGCGCCUGUGGAUGCGCCGGGGCUGGGUGCUCAUGCUGCUCCCGGCGGUGCGGGCAUUGCGGUCGACAACGACGCCGCGGGGGCUGCUGCCGAUGCUGCCCCUGAUGCGGUUGAUGCGGGGGCGUCAGAGCGCCCACAUCUUGUCCCACGCUCCCUACUCUGGCGAGUUCAGGCGCCGCCGGCUUCGCCAAGGACGCUUGCCAGGACGUCGCUUCUGGAGAUGGUCGUCGUCCCGCAUACACCGGCCAUCCAGGCGGCGGAGGAUGCUCUGUCUCUUGCCCUGGUGCUUGGCACGCGGCCGCCGGUGUCGCCGGCGAUGGUGCGGGACCUGCUCGGGGAGUACUUCGGCAUUGCGGACAACCUGGUCGCUGUGCAUCGCACCAAGCCCGAUGACUUCCGCUUCAGCCGACCAGAAGAUCAGGAGAUGGUGCUGAGCACCCCGUGGCCGGCCGCCGCCCCGUUUGCGCUCCGCUGGUGCCGGUGGAGUCGUCUUUUCAUGGCGUCGGCGGGGGCGUUCCGCUACCGGGUGCUCGUCGGAAUGAAGGGGAUACCAACACAUGCAAGAUCCUCCGACACCGCCCAGACUAUUCUUGGUUCGUCCAGCGCAUGGGUGGAGAUCACAAACCCCGACGCGCUCGUGGAUCCCGACGACGAGCGCGAGCUGUUCGUCGCAGCCUGGUGCGCACACCCGGACAUGGCCAUCCCUGAGCCUGAGGAGGAGCACGACGGGGGCUCGCCUUUGUAUCUCCGGCCAUGGGAAAUCAUCCACGAUGAGGUGCCGGCGUUGAGGUACCUGCUGCGGCUCAGGAUUGUGGAGUUCCAAGACUGGCACACGCCGCCGCCAUCGUCGGACGACGAGAUGUACAACGCCGGAGAUGAUGAUGAAGACAGAGACAACAGCAACUAUAACGGGUUCCACCCGGGAUUCAGCGGCGACGGUAGCCGGUCGCGGCCGCGGACGACCCGCUUCGGUCGCGACAGCGACCCAGCGCUUGGGAAGGGUUCCGGGCCCGCCUUCCGGGCGCGCGGUUCGAGGAGGGCCAUCCAGGCCUCUUGGGAUGGGCCGGACCUGGUGCUUGGGCCAUCCUUCGGCUGCUUGGAGGACGGGGACAAAGAGGUGGCCCAUGCGGUUGAUCUCUGCCUCUCUGGGCCGGAGGAUUGCAGCUCAGGGCAGAGCUCUCCCAGGCCCACCAUCGUCAUGGAGCAGGCCGCAUGUCUGUCCUCGCCUUCCGCUCCCAUGGAGGUGGUCCAUGAACUCGUGGUCGCAGUGGCGGAUGACGACCAUGUGACUGUCGGUGCGCACGACGGCGACGAUGAACCCAUGCCGGUUCAUGCCUUCAUCGACUCCUUCAAGAAGACUCUGCCGCAGCCCGUUCUGUCAACACCGAUCCUUCGGGUCACCAAGCUGGCAAGGGUGUGGUCGACGACGACGAGCUCGUCCCCAAGAGAAGCGCAAGGCUAG
Molecule: messenger RNA, 1785 nt
Organism: Miscanthus lutarioriparius
Lineage: Eukaryota; Viridiplantae; Streptophyta; Magnoliopsida; Poales; Poaceae
Source: the annotation of a GenBank genome assembly